Molecule: messenger RNA, 1880 nt
Organism: Ruditapes philippinarum (Manila clam)
Lineage: Eukaryota; Metazoa; Mollusca; Bivalvia; Venerida; Veneridae
Exons: 11
Coding region: 157-1497 (446 amino acids)
Source: RefSeq, a predicted model, not a curated record
AGCAUUUCGGGAAAAUAACUACGGAAGUCGCCAUUUGUUUUCACUGGAGACCAAUACAAGACUGCAUGAAAAGUUGAUUUCCUCUUUCUUCUGACAAUCACAUCUUUGAAAAGAUAUGUGAAACAAUAUAUUCCAUAUUUUUUUUUAAAAAAAACUAUGGACUCUCCUGAGGGUAAAAAUGCUGAUGCAAAGAGUACAGCAAGUAAAACAUCUAUAAAUGUUAAACUACCAUCAGCUCAGGGUGCAGAGGAGAAAAGAAAAAAUGCUGGAAGUCCAGGUCAGAGGAGGACACCAGCUCAUUUACAGUAUGAUUCAAGAAAGUCACCAUCCGUCCCCGCACUGACAGGAGAAUUCGUGGCCACCCUUGAAGGGCAAGAGUUCGGACAGUACAGACAUAUUACAACAACACCGAUCAGUUCAAAAGAAGGAGACCACCACAGAAGUCCUACACCCGGCAAACAUCUCAGACAGCCAGUCUUAACAGAGAAAGAAAUGAUCCGACAUGCUGCAGCAUCUAUUAUAGAGAAAGCAUGGAUUGGUUACAGAGAUAGGCAGAUGUUUAAACUACUAAAACAUGCUGUCUGUGCAGCUGAGAAUUCUUUGUCACAGGAGAUAUUAAGAAAGGUUGCUCCCAAAGAAGCUGAGUUUCUAAAUGACAAAUGUUCUCAAAUAAGAGUUAGAUUCAGGUUUGGAGGCGGAGAGUUUCCACCAAUGAUUUUUUUCAAAGUCUUCUUGCAUUCAGAUGGCAAAGGUGUAAAAUACCUUAGUGGAAAACGAGUGAUCAAACCUGCAACUGGUGCUGCUGAAGAUUCCCUCAAGUUGAUGGGCAAUCGUCAGUUUUAUGAUCAGAUGUUACAGGAUGCAAUGUUUCAAAAACGUUAUAAAAUUACAGAUGAAAUAGAUGUCACCACACUUAAAGACUAUAUGCAAUACUUAACAAACAUAGAUGAAUCUCCUGCAAAGAUGGGCGGCAAAGAAAAUUACUGGAGAAAACUAACACUAGAUGUUUUACCUAGAUAUACAAUAUUCUAUGAUAUAGUAGAUUUCUUGUUUAAUCAACGAAUGACCCCUCGUUUACGAGAUGAAAUUCCUCUCCUAGUCACACGACCUUUGACCCAAGAUAUACAGAUACAACAUAUUCGAGCUGUCUCAGAAAUGAGGAGUCCUGAUGUGCCUAUGCCAACCCCAAAGUCAAAAAUGUCUGGUAUUCAAAGCCAGGUGUCGGGUCGAAGGUCAAAGCAGGCUCGUGCUCGAGCCAUGAAAAUGCGUAAAAUGUAUGGUUUAGAUAGGGAAGAUAUGUUGGACUCUCGAGGGCAGACAGCUGUUUCUGAAGAACCCGAGGAUUAUUUUGAUAAGUACGGGAUCACAGGGGAAUAUGGUGAUGAGGGGGAACAGUGGGAGAGGGAAGCAAGAAAACUUUAUGAGUGGACACAAGAACUUUCCUUUAAUGAUGAUUUAGUUGGCACUCCUAGACUUAUCUCUGGAAAUAUUUCCUGAUAUACAAAAAUAAAGUUAAUUGUGAACCCACACAUCUUCUGUGAUUGAUUAUAAAACCUGUACUCGUGAUCUCUGGAUAUAUUUGUUAAGAUAAAUUUAAAUAAAAUUUAUAAAAGUGGAAACAGGGCCCGUUUUAAAAUGAUGAUUUAAUUUAGAUAUGAAAAUAUAAUUGAUAAAUGUUGAUUAAAUUUGAACUAGUAGAGAUUUGAACUAGUGGAGUGAUCUCUGGAAAUAUUUUUUCUGCAAAAAAUAACUUUUUUUGUAGUUGAAAGAGAACCAUUUUUUAAAAACAAUAAUAGUAUUCUGAAAUUAUGAUUGUUAUUUUCAUUUUUUAUUGAUUUAACUAGAACAUAUUAAUAAGACAUACAUAUGUUUACAUGACA